UAUUAGGGAAUUAGUUCCCUAGUAGAACGAUAAAAGAAAACAAAAUAUUAAUCAUGAAAAUAAAUAAGGAAUGGGAAGCUUCGGGGGAUUCAAAUCAAUCACGGUCAUGAUGACGUGGACGGCUGUGAUUCAUUCGCAAAAAACACCAAUCAACGAUGGGUGGGGCCCACUUACGUCCCUUUAUUUAUUUUGAUCCAAUUCCAAACUCCAAACUCCAAACCCAAAACUUUAUCUGAUCAAUCAAAAUAUCUCUCUUCGCCGGGAAACGUCAUGGCCACCGGCACCGUCACCCUCCUCCUAUCUCUUCUUGCUCUCUCUGUAAUCGCCUCCGGUAGCCGGGAACUAGUCGGAGAUGUUCUCCGAUUGCCCUCUCAAGCUUCCAGAUUUUUCCGACCUGCUAAUUCUGCUGCCGACGAUGCUGAUUCCGUCGGGACCAGAUGGGCUGUUCUGAUUGCUGGUUCAGAUGGGUAUUGGAAUUACAGGCAUCAGGCUGACAUAUGUCAUGCUUACCAACUCUUGAAGAAAGGUGGUUUAAAGGAUGAGAACAUUGUUGUGUUUAUGUAUGAUGAUAUAGCUUCCAAUGAAGAGAACCCAAGGCCUGGAGUCAUUAUUAACCACCCACAUGGGGGUGAUGUCUAUAAAGGUGUUCCAAAGGAUUAUACUGGUGAAGAUGUCACUGUUGGGAACUUUUUCGCCGCCAUUCUCGGAAAUAAAACUGCCAUUAAAGGGGGUAGUGGGAAGGUUGUAGAUAGUGGUCCCAAUGAUCAUAUCUUUGUCUACUACUCUGAUCAUGGUGGUCCUGGUGUUCUUGGAAUGCCUACCGUUCCUUACCUUUAUGCUGAUGAACUGAAUGAAGUUUUAAAAAAGAAGCAUGCUUUAGGGACCUACAAAAGCUUGGUGUUUUACCUUGAAGCUUGUGAAUCUGGAAGUAUCUUCGAAGGUCUUCUCCCUGAGGGUUUGAAUAUCUAUGCAACCACUGCUUCGAAUGCAGAUGAAAGCAGUUGGGGUACUUACUGCCCUGGAGAGGAUCCCAGUCCCCCACCAGAAUACGAAACCUGUUUGGGCGAUUUGUACAGUGUUGCUUGGAUGGAAGACAGUGAUGUACACAAUAUGCGGACGGAAACUUUGCAUCAGCAAUAUGAAUUGGUUAAGAAGAGGACAUCCAGUGAUAAUUCUGCUUAUGGGUCUCAUGUGAUGCAAUAUGGGGAUGUUGGGCUUAGCGAAAACAGUCUCUUCAACUAUAUUGGUACAAAUCCUGCAAAUGACAAUUUUACUUUUGUGGACGAGAACUCUUUGAGGCCACCUACAAAAGCCGUUAACCAGCGUGAUGCUGAUCUCGUCCAUUUCUGGGAUAAGUUUCGAAAGGCUCCUGAAGGCUCACCAAGGAAAAUCAAAGCCCAGAAGGAGUUUCUUGAAGCAAUGUCACACAGAAUGCAUUUAGAUGAGAGUGUGAAACUUGUUGGAAAGCUCUUGUUUGGAAUUGAGAAUGGUCCAGAGGUUCUCAACGCCGUUCGCUCUUCUGGACUUCCACUUGUUGAUGAUUGGAAAUGUCUCAAGACACUGGUGAGGACAUUUGAGACACACUGUGGAUCUCUGUCCCAUAUGUAGGGCUGAGUCAAGGCGGGUUGCCACUGUAAUCGACUGAAGAUUACUUCAUAAUACUCUAAGCCGCGCUACAUAUGAAAAUAAACCAAUGUUCCCAUAACCAGGUCUCAAAGUUUGGGACCUGGUUCCCAUAACCAGGUCUCAAAGUUUGGGACCUAAUGUUCGUCUACCUACUGAAGAGGAGUUGUUCGGAAUGCCAAUGCCUCCAACACAGACGUUUCAACCUCAAAUGUCUGGAGGUGGGUUUGCUUCAUCUUCACAGCCUGGGAAUUUCCAAUAUCACCAAGCGCAACAGUGUCCUAUUCCAUUUAUGUAUCCUUUGUCAUCACCUCAUCAAAUGUCCCCUUUUCCUUGGCUGUCAUCGCCGAUGUCACAGUUGCAGGUAAAUUAUAUGCAACAGACACCAGAAAUGCAUCAAACUCAACAAAUGCAACAACAACCACUGCAAAUGUAUCAACAACCUUUUAUGCACCAGAUACCAUCGAUGCAGCAAACACCACAGAUGCAGCAUACACCACAGAUACAGCAGCAACCUUCCAUGCAGCACACACCACAGAUGCCACAACAACCUCCCAUGCAACACACACCACAAAUGCAGCAACAGACACCACAGAUGCACCAAAUGCAUUUGAUGCAGCAGAUGCCACAUUUGCAACAGAUGCCUUCUAUGCAGCAGACACCUCAUAUGCAGCAGAUGCCUUCGAUGCCAUCGAUGCAUCACAUGCCACCAGCGUCUUAGAUGCAACAAUCGUCAUCGAUGCCAUCAAUGCAACAUAUGCCCCACACACAGUAGUUGUACUACCCGCAAAUGCCAAAAGUAUUGCAGUAGCCUUACUAUCCACAAAUGCCGCAAAUUCCACAACAGCAGUCUUGAGAGAAUGGUGAUGAAGAUGAGGAGGAGUCCACACAAUUGGGAUUAUAGUAUUGUUAUUUGUGACUAUAUAAAUAUUGUUUAUUUGAACACUUAUUUUAGUUGUUGUAUGAAUGUGACAAUAUAAGUAUUGUUUAUUUGAACA
Messenger RNA from Cannabis sativa, 2621 nucleotides. Its product is annotated as vacuolar-processing enzyme-like. Lineage: Eukaryota; Viridiplantae; Streptophyta; Magnoliopsida; Rosales; Cannabaceae. Gene Ontology annotation, molecular function: cysteine-type endopeptidase activity. Gene Ontology annotation, biological process: vacuolar protein processing. The record is from RefSeq and is a predicted model, not a curated record. The coding region runs from base 271 to 1608 and encodes 445 amino acids. The transcript has 9 exons.